GAGGCCAACACAAUGGAGCGGGCACCGCGUGUAAAUCAGUCGUUGCUGAAAUUACGCGAUAAAUAUUAAAUGAGUUGCACCCACACCAUGCGGGGCGCAAUCGCACCCCCAGCGACGAACUGGUGCUUCCAUCGGUGGUCCAGAGAGUGAGCGCGACUGGAGCCUCGGUGUUUGCAUUUCUGUGUGGGAUGCUGCGAUUUUUCCCAAAGUGCGUGCGCCCUUGCGCUCGCCUGCUCGCUCGCUCCGUGGGCGCCGAAGGGCGCAGUUGCUAAAAGGCAGAUAAAGUACACAGCAGCCAGUGUUAGAGGGGUGAGAUAUAUAAAUUGAGGGGGUGAAUUGGAGUCGCAGCGAGAGAGAGAGAGGAACAGCUUGGCGAGAGGAGGAGGCAGCAGGGGCAUCUCUCGCGCGCACGGGCAGGGUCAACCCCUUCUUGCAGUUGCCUGGGGUCACUUUCGAGCUCGACACACAAACACCCGCUGCCGCUUCACCUGCUCCACUGCACCAACCACACACACCACCGAAAGUGCUCUUCAUCGACGGCGACUCCGCAGCUCUCAGCAUCCGACGCCAGGCCGGAAAAUCGAUGGAAAUAGGUCCUAAACCCAACCGCCGAGGGAAAUAAAAAUGGAGACGGCCACGUCAAAGAGAUACUUCGACACAGAUCCACUGGGCCGUGGCUACGAGGCGCACAUCGACGUGGGCACACAGGCUGACAUUCGACCGCCGCGGCCCGACGUGAACGCCAGUUACUCCGACGACGAGUACUCCAGCAACAGGAACAGAUCGGUGAGCGGACUAUGGGACUCUGGGCGUCGUUACCUGUCACGCGUGACCUCCACCCGAGCGACCGGUCCACAGCAUUAUUCCCGACAGGACUUCAUGGAGCAGUACUGCGUCACCCCCCACCAGCUCAAAGCCCUCGACAAAAUCGCCAACGCCGUCAACAACCACCAGGGAGGAGGAUUAUUUGGCUGCCUCUCCAGCAAUCAACAGGGUUCACCGUGUAGCAAAUCGUCCCUCCUGUCACUAUGUGUGGGUCGGCAGAGCAACGGGGCCGAGGAGAUGGCACAGUAUUGGCCCCAAAAGCCGCCCAGAUCAUCGCACCUGCCUCCUGCUCCACCGCCGCCCGCAAACCCGGCCGGACGUGGUGGACGAGGAAGGUAUCAGUGGGUACCUGAGCAGGCCGAAGAAGCGUACCAUAGCUUGGAGCGCCCACGGCCGAUACCCAUCGCCGGAUUUCCGACGCAGGACUUCAACAAGGGUGGCGAGGGCAGCGGCGGCCAGGGUAGGCUCAUCGGCCAGGGCAACAUGAAAAUCACCGAGGAGCAGAUUAGACAGGCGCAGGCCAGAAUGCGCGGUUUCAACCACACAGAACCCAACACGCCGCUCAGCUCGAGAAGGGGACACGCGCUGGACAUCGACGAUGGAAGACGGGGCAGCAAACAUGUCAGUUUUAUGGAGCACAGAAGCGGACUUGUGCGCUCGCAAACGACGUCCAGCUUCGAAGAGGCCCAUUUGGGCGCCGCAGCCAGGUGGCGCAUGGCCGCAGCUCGGAGUCAAGAGCGACUCCUCGACGGGCCCAUGAUCAAGCCCAAGAAGGCGAAUUACUGCUUCACCCACGAAGAGGAGUCGCCCGCCAAAAAGACUGUGAUUAUGGAAAAGCUGAAGAGGGCGGCCAUGAAGACCCAGGCCACGCAGACGGAACUGCCGCUGCCUGCGGUGGUGCAGAAGCCGCCCAGAGAAAAACGACACCACCACCACCAGCACCACCAGCACGGCUAUUUGUCACUCAGCCCGCGCUCCAUGCACAAAUCAACGCAGGCCCAACGAACGAGAAUAAUGAAGAGUUACUCGGCGUCUUGCGGCGGGAGCACGGCCGCCCAGUCGCAAGCCUCUGACAUCUCGUGCAUAUCCGGAAGCACUUCUGGCUGGGAGCACAUGCAAGACAGUGCUGACGACGACGACCACGAGGAACAGCCCUUCAAAGACCGCCCUUUCAUGCAAAGAUCGCAAUCGGCGCAGCCAUCCACGCGACACAAGUGCCAAGACAAGAGAGACUUGUCGCCGCGCUACAAAGAGAUUUUCAUCGAUUUCGAGCCAAAUCCAAACAAAGUUUCGCCCCAACCAUCCCCCAAAUCAAAGAGACCCCUCCACAAGACCCUUUCUGAGGGCGAAAUCCUGCUCGAGAGGAGGAGAAUCCAGCACUCUGAUUAUAUUGAUAGGCAAUGCGAAUCAUCAGCAACCGUGGAGGACGCAGAACUUUAUGGGCGUCAUUUCGAUCCAACCUCUCCUCCUUGCUCACCGCAAAUGCCCUUAGCCAAAAAGUCUUCCGAGGGCACGGAUGGCACCAACGGCAGCAUGUUCAGUUCAUCAUCCCUGCUCGACGAAGAGGAGUUCCACGAAAACAUUCUUAUGAGAGAGGGCCUUUUUGGCAAAAGACGAUUGUCCCUAGACGGCCGUUCCGUCGGUCGAUCCGAAGACUCAGAAUUUUCAGACGAUCGAGGAGCGGAUGAGGUUGAAAGAAGACCUCAGAGCCAGCCUGCAACUGUGAUAACCACUUCAGGUUUGCUUCUGCUGCCAGACACCAGUAAGCAAACAGGAGGUUCUUCCUGCGACUCUCUGUCGGUCAGUGGCUACACCGGCAGUCAGCAAAACACGUGGCGCGAAUCGCAGGCCACCGUGAUUGGAAUUAAUAAUUCCGACCUAGAGAACAUGGGCAGCACGUCCGAAGUAUCAUCUGGAUCAAAUCAAAAGCGUGGAAUUCUGAUCGUGAGCCAACAGCAAAAGCCCCUGGAGGCUGAAUUCACUGAGGAGGAUGAAUCAGUCAAACCACCCACAGAAAGGAGAAAAUCUGCUUCUCCCCAACCGCCAAAGCCUGUGUCUUCGCCAUUUUCUAACAAAGCGUCUCCGUACCAAUCGCCAUCUCUUCUGCGACCUUCACCAGCCUGCAUGGAUGUGUCUGAAACUUCUGAGGACUACGUUACAGCCACAGACAAUUCAGGGGCAACGGAUUCCAGCUCCAGACGCCUUGGGCCUGAUGGACAGCAUGAACCCUCAGGAACGUCUUCCAGCAACCUGGGUGAGGGGGGCAGUUCUUUUGAAAGUGCUUCAUCCAUGCACAGCAAAGAUGAGGUGCCUCUUGAAGCAUCCGAGCCAAUGGGCGGCGAUUCGACGCCGACCCCGCGCCCGGACUUGAUCGAAUGCUCGGCCAAAGUUCCUGCCGAGUCUGCGUCGUUAAGUUCACCCAGCGCUGAAAGCAGCAGUAGCCAAGGAAGUUACAGUCUGCAAGGAAGCUCGGCGGCCGACGCUGACCAAGCGCAUUCGUCGCCCCACCUCGCUGAAAAAUCUAAAGCGAAAGUGCCCUUUGAUGUUUCCACCGUUGAACAAAAGCCCACAAUUCAACAACCAACCACAGCACAAUGGGGUGACGAAGAGAGAACAAAGGCUAAACGCGGCUUCAAGCUCGACUUGCCGAGCACCCCGUCGCCCUCUAAAAACGAAACGGCCAUCCCUGUGACAAAGCCGCCGCGCAGAAAACACAGGCACCCUGUUGAGCCUGCAGAAGUGACAACUCCGGGAAUGGUGAGGUCCCCAGCAAUGCAUCAAGGCUUCCGAGCUGAAGACUGGGUUGUGUCAAGAUCCUCUCCGAGCACUUCCAUUCCACCAACUAUUUCCAACAUUCCUCCGUCAGAGCGAAUUUCCCCUCAAACUGCAACAAUGGCUGUGUCACCUGGCAGCAGGAGGCUGCAAGCAAUGCGGCGCAAUUCUUCAAGCAGCAGCAGCAGUGAUGAGGGAAAUGUGCGCCGCACCCCCAGUCCUUCAGGUCGAAGUCCGACUAAUUGUAAAACCCUUCCGAGAGCCAGUCCGAGAAGAAGACCUGCCAGAAGUCCGACGGCCAGUCUUCAAAGACCUAUUAGGCGGAAGAGCGUUUCCGAUGAAACCAAGGGAAUCAGCACAUCUCAAACCGCCCUGCCCGCCGUCACUUACACAGCCAGUUCGGUUCGGAGAAAGUCGGCGCCUAAAAUCUGCUCGCCAGUCAAAGUCGUUUUCAUCUCAGGUCCCGACGGGAAAAUCGUGCCCCCAGAGAAACUGCUGUCGCCCCACCCGCACCACAAGUUCCACAGUCUCGGCAGAAAAUCUGGGUCUAAUAAGACGAGUCCGGUACAUGUAGUAAAAACUGCUGUAAGUGCCGAGAGUCUGCGUUCUGUCAGUCCAGGGAGUGACUCUGUGUUUUACGACCCACAACUCUCAGGUUCCCCAUCAACUGCAAUUGGAACAGACACAUCACCUCAAGCAACUCAGUCAGAGGCCGCGCCAGCUAACGGGGAUGCCUUUAUUGUCAAACCGCCAGAAGGUUUUGGCGACUCUCCCGAAGGUCCCAAAAAACCUGGUGGAAGGUUGUAUAAGAAAUUGGAAAAAAGGCGUUUUAAGUCUGAGGAAAGGGAAAAGGGUUCCUGCAAUCACCAGCACAAGGAGGGCACAGGGACGCACCCUCGGCGGCACCAACACAGGGCGUGCAAACACGCCACCGCCAGGGCUAAGUCUGAAGAGCGGCGAGGAGAGAAAGGCGAUAACACCAAGGUUGCUUCUUCGAGAUCGGCAAACUCAAGUUUGGAGUUGUUGCGCGCGUCAGGAAGUUCUCCAAACAUGCAGCCUGAAAAUCCAGACGAGAUUGGUGUGAUUUACGGCUCUUACAGAACCGCCUUUUGGCUUUACAUUUCCCCUAGAGAUGAGAAACUUGUGUGGAAAAAACCUUUGCCAGCCACACCAAGUGGUUCACCACCCACAUCUCCAGACGGCUCAACCUGCAGCGAGAGGGAUUUCCGGCGCCGUUACCAGGCAGUAACUCAUCGGAUGGUGCACAGAAGGGCCAGCGCCGAAAUGUUUGAGCGACUGGCGGCCAGAACGUUUGAAACUGAGCAGACCGUGACUGUGCGAAAGGGUGAUGGCGAAUUUGGAUUCCGCAUCCACGGUUCGCGGCCCGUGGUCGUGUCGGCCAUCGAGCCGUCCACCCCGGCCGAGAGCUCUGGCCUCGAGGUGGGUGACAUCGUGAUCAGCGUCAACGGCGUCAACGUCUUGGACGCGUCCCACUCCGAAGUGGUCAAAAUCGCCCAUGCAGCUGGUAGAGUUCGCAUGAUUUUAGGCUCCGAGGUGCUGCAGCUCGAGGUGGCCCGCACCAGGCACCUCAUCAGCCCCGACGAGAGCGACUCGCCCGAAAUCGUCGUUGGGGUUGAGAGGUGUGGACACUUGAUGAAGAAGACGCCUACUGCCGGACAGUGGGUGCACCGAUGGUUCGUCCUGCGAUACGAUGGAUGCCUUUAUUACUAUAAAACGCCAUCAUUGGAGAGUCGACCGUUGGGAGCAAUCUUGGUGUCCCAAUUCACCGUGUCGGCCCCUGACCCCGCAAUCCUUCCCGAGGGUGCCAACGACCCCCGGUGGCUCAUCCGCCUGCUCAAGGACGGCAUCCUGGCGAUGACCCUGAGUGCAGACAGUCAGGCUGAGCGGGACCAGUGGCUGUCCAGCCUUUACACGGCUGCCACCACUCCAAUCAAGUGGGAAGACCGUUUGGUGAACAGAGGCACUUUGGGCCUGAACCCGUCGGACAUUAUUAACCCAGACUGCUUCGGAUUCCUCAACAAACUCGGACGGCGCUGGAGGAACUGGAACCGCCUCUAUUGUGUCCUCAAAGAUGCGUGUCUCUUCCUUUUCCCUACUCCAGACUCACCCCGAGCCUCAGGCCUUCUUUGCCUGCAUGGUUAUCGAGUGCAGACUGCAAGCGCCGGCGGCAAAAGAUUCGCCUUUGAUCUCUUGGCGCCAGAGUCCAAGCAAAAGCAUUUUUACUUUCACACUGACACUGAACUUGAUAAGAAAAGGUGGAUGGCUGCGUUGGAGUACAGCAUUGACAGAUGGCUGAAAAUCGCCUGAAUUGCACCAAAAUCAGCCUUGUUCCUGCAUCAUAGUUCGCAAAACUGAUUUUAAUUGAAAAAUAGCUCCCAAAAAAAAAGAGACGGAAUCAAAAGGAACCUGUAGGAGCAAAAUUUAUAAAAAAAAAAUUAAUGUGAUUUGUGUUUUUAUGUCAAUGAAAAAAUUCAGCUACUCUAAACAUGAUAUAUAAAUUUAACAAGUCUUAUACAUAAUUGGAAAUUGUUACACCCUAUUGAAUAAUUACAUAAAGUAUAUUUGGAGGUGGAAAAAAUGUAUUCCUUUCUUGCCAGCGAGCAUGAUGUUUAUGGUUAUAUUGACAAUUAUUCACUAAGCGCAUUGUUUCUAAAAGAUAGUAGCUGUACAUAAACUAUUUAACACUUAACACGCAAAGCACUGGGAGAAUCGUUAUCCAAAGUCACCAUUUUUAACAUUAGGUGUUUAGGUGUAACAAAAUAUUUUUAUGUGCCCUCUGCUAUUUAAAAGUUUAGAGAUAAAACAAACGAGGCCUACUAAUAACGUAUGUUUAAAGAGAGAAACCAGAAAUACAUUAAUUUUCAGUAAAUUUAAUUUAACUUAUCAAAAUCAAAUUCAAGCUCACCGUUUUUGCCCAUGGAAAAUUGUUGCAGUUAAUUGUUUAAAAAUUAGUGCUGCUUUUCAUCGCUUUAAUUAGACAUUAUAAACUAUUCUGGAUGUAAUGUUCCUUUUUAGAGAAAAAAAUUGAAUAAUCAACAUUUUCUUUUUGAUUUGAAAGUUAAAAAGUGUUUCGAUAAUAAAACAAAGUGGAUAAUUAACGUGAUGUGUACUCAGAAUGUGAUAAAUAUUAGGGCUCAAAGAGAACUAUUGAUCAAUGUGCAUAUCUCUAGAGAGGUGGUGAGUUUGCAUAACGACCCUGGGGCCCAGAUUAAAAGUAAGAAACAAAAAAUGCCGCUGAAAUAAAAACGCCAAAACGGAUAAUUUUACUGAGAGAGAAAUUUUAUGCCAACACACACGGCCGUGUGGGUGGAAUCGUAUGCGGGUAUAUCAAACAACACACACGCAUUGUAACUAAAAAUUAACAGACACACACAAAGAGACUUAAACGAAAAAUCCUUUAAAAAAGCGUUAAUGAUAAAAAGAAAAACAAUGAAUGGUGCCAAAAAGAAUUUUUACGUAGGAGUAAAAGUUUAAAUAUAUCAAAAAGAGGAUGUAUGUUGGAAUGUUUCCAAAGUCCAGGUUCAUGUACAAUAUUGACCUGAAGAGAAUAUUGAGAGAUAAAAAAAAAUGUGACUAAACUGCCAAAAGUUUAUAAUUCUAUAUCAUGCAAAAAUGUAUGUUACAUGUACCGGCAUAUAUAUGGAAGAAUUAGAAAUAGUUUAAAAAAUGGCCAAGCACAAAUUAAGCAUUGAUACAAAAUUCGGCAAAGGGUGCAAAAAAUCACAUUUUGCUUUUGAGAAGAAAAUGCAGAUGGAUUCAUCAGAUUACUCAAAUAGUGAUCACUAUAUUUAAUCACUUCUAAGAGUGAAACAUUCCUGAAAUGGAAAUUUUUAAAUAUUAUACAUUUUUAAAUGUGUGCUUGAUCGGCGCAUUCAUGGCGCAAAAUGAAAUGGCGAGAGUAAAAAAUAUUGUAUUAUGCGCUGGAAAAAUAUUUUCUUUUGGAUCUGCUUGGAUUGUGUGCAAAUACACAAAAAGUUUGUUUGUUUUAUGGACCGGUGUUUCUAUGAAUAUUAAAUUUUCAUUUAUUAUGAUAUGACGCUUUUAGUGCGAUUUUGGCAACUGUGGGGUUGAUAUUAUUCACGUGGGAAACAAAUAGAACUGUUGCAAAAUGUUGCUACGGGAAAAGCGCUGCAUUUCUUUCCUGUUCAUCAAAAUUAAAAAUGUUAUACAUUCAAAGAG
Neocloeon triangulifer is the source of this 7797-nucleotide messenger RNA. RefSeq lists its product as uncharacterized. Lineage: Eukaryota; Metazoa; Arthropoda; Insecta; Ephemeroptera; Baetidae. The record is from RefSeq and is a predicted model, not a curated record. Bases 625 to 5925 code for a protein of 1766 amino acids. Gene Ontology annotation, molecular function: protein binding. The transcript has 35 exons.